Striga asiatica is the source of this 1239-nucleotide messenger RNA. NCBI's taxonomy places the organism in Eukaryota, Viridiplantae, Streptophyta, Magnoliopsida, Lamiales, Orobanchaceae. The record is from the annotation of a GenBank genome assembly.
AUGAGCCGAAGGUCGCGGGUGGGCUUUGCGGAGACCGCAACUCUAGUGGCCCAACAGCCCGUUAACCGGUUCAGGCCCAAACGAGCAGCUGUCCUCGUUUGCCUUUUCGAAGGGGAUGAUGGGGGGAUUGGGCUUAUUCUCACCAAGAGAUCGUCACGGCUUUCUACUCAUUCUGGUGAAGUUACUUUGCCCGGAGGGAAAAUGGAGGAAACAGAUUCAAAUGAUGUCGAAACAGCAAUGAGAGAAGCAAAAGAGGAGAUAGGGUUGGACCCUUCAUUUGUGAAUAUUAUUGCAGACAUCAUGUAUUCCAACAUUAGUUCAUUGAGAUCAGAAAACCUAGUGAAAGUGGCCCAAAGGCUCCGCUUGUACAAAGCCAGUCAGAAUCUCACCAUUCCCAAUGGUAUUGUUCUUGAAGAUUCGAAAAUCAGAGAUUCCCUCUUUAAAGUGGGUCCUUACAGAGCUGCUGUCUUGAUUUGCUUGUUUGAAGGGGAAAGAGGGGACCUUCGCGUAAUUCUCACCAGAAGAUCUUUAAACAUGUCCUCUCAUUCAGGUGAAGUUGUAUUGCCUGGAGGAAAGUGGGAAGAGGGUGAUCACAAUGAUUGCGAGACGGCUUUGAGAGAGGCUAAUGAAGAGAUUGGAUUGGAACCUUCUGCCGUUGAAGUUGUUACUAUUCUCGAACCUUUUUACUCUGCGGUGAUGGGAUUUUCGCGCCGUAUAACUAUAUUCCCAGUUAUUGCAAUAAUGUGGGACAAAACUGGUUUCAAGCCAAAUCCAAAUCCAACCGAGGUAGAAUCAGUUUUUGAUGCUCCAUUAGAAAUGUUUCUCAAGAAUGAAAAUCGACGAGAAGAAAUGGUGGACUGGAUGGGCUAUAAAUACUUGAUCCAUUCUUUUGAUUACAGAGCGUGUAAUAAUAAGUCGUACGUAAUUUCGGCUUUGACUGCUGCAAUUUUGAUUCGGGCUUCAUCGGUUGUGUAUCAACGGGCCCCCGAUUUUCACGAGGGUAUGAUUGUAUUCCAGCCUAGAAGUCGCCACUGAAUGUGUUAGUUUCUUCAUAAUAUAUAAAUACGAGAAGCAACUCGAGCAAUAUAGUGUGUAAAUCUCAAGAUCCAGUGGAUAGUCAGUUAAUUCAAUAUGGUGUUUUCUCAAUACUCUAAUGUUGUAUGAUGUUGUUGUACAUACAUGAACUUGGAGUGAUUUACUUUGAAUAUUCUAACUACUCGCUCUAAAAAAUAAAGUCAG